AUGUUUCGUGAAUUGUUGCGUGAAAAGGGUUUACAAGAUAAUAGCAAUGUGACGGUUGAAGAAUCUAUAGCCAUGUUCUUACUUGUAAUAGGACAUGGAGUAAAACGUCGGGUACUUGGAGGUAUCUAUAUUCGUUCAUUGGAGACAAUUAGUAGGCGCUUUCAUGAAGUACUACGCUUGGUUCUCAGUUUAAGUAAGGAUUUUAUAAGAUUACCUAAUCAAGUUGAGAAUGUUUAUGAAAAUGAUCAUAAAUGGAGGUGGUUCAAGGAUUGUCUUGGAGCUUUGGAUGGAACACAUGUUGAGAUGACUAUUCCACUUAAGGAUCAAGGUAGAUAUCGAAAUAGGAAACAACAGAUAACAACUAAUGUUUUGGGAGUAUGUGAUAGAAGGAGUUUAAAAUUUCUUUAUGUUCUUCCUGGAUGGGAAGGUUCAUCAUUAGAUUCAAAAGUUUUACGAAGUGCAUUAGUGAGAGAAAAGGAUCCAUUUCUUGUUCCAACUGCUCCUUAUCGUUCAACUAGUUAUCACCUAAAUAAAUGGUCAAGUCAUGGUAAUCGUCCUUCAAACUAUAAUGAAUUAUUUAACCUACGACACUCUUUAGCAAGAAAUUCAGUAGAGAGAACAUUUGGAUUGUUGAAAAAACGAUGGGCAGUACUUCUUCAACCAUCAUUUUUUGGUACUAAUACACAGGUUCUUAUUAUUAAUGCUUAUUGUGUUCUUCAUAACUACAUUUGUGAAAUUGCAAGUGAAUUGGAUUAUCCAUUGUUGCAUGAGGUUGAUUGUGAUUUGGCACAACAAUCAAAUGAAGUAUUUGAUGUGGACUAUGAAGAUGUCAUAAUAAAUGUACAAGGUGGUAGUCAAUGGACAAAUUUUAGGGAUGAUAUGACAAAGGAGAUGUAUAGUCAAUAUCAAGUUAGGAGUGGUAGAACUUAA
This is a messenger RNA of Impatiens glandulifera, 930 nucleotides long. RefSeq names its product protein ALP1-like. Lineage: Eukaryota; Viridiplantae; Streptophyta; Magnoliopsida; Ericales; Balsaminaceae. Bases 1 to 930 code for a protein of 309 amino acids. The transcript has 4 exons. The record is from RefSeq and is a predicted model, not a curated record.